AAAUACCCUCACCCCUAGUUUCAGCCACUCCAGGAGAGUACGCCCAAUUUUUUUUAGCGUUGGUUUUACGGAGUAUUCCGUCUUAAAUACUUCGAGCCUUUGAGGCACGCUUCGGAAGAGCGAUCUCUCACCAUCGCACAAUUUCAUCGCGAAACCGUCGUCAACCUCUGAAUUUCAUCAUCGAUUGUUCAUCAUCUUCCUCAGUGUAUUUUAGCAUUGGAGCCAAUAACUGUUGGAUUGGAUUCAAGCGGAACGAUGUUUGGAUCAACUAACCCUUUUGGGCAGUUGCCCACCAGCCCGUUUGGUUCACAAUCGGCUUUUGGGCAGACAGGCAACAAUCCAUUUGCACCCAAACCUUUUGGAGGCACAACUCCUUUUGGCUCUAAUACUGGGAGCUCUCUUUUUGCUGGCAAUUCUACUGGUGUUUUUGGAGCAACACAAUCCUCUUCACCUUUAGGUUCCACCCAAACUUUUGGCGCAUCUUCUCCUGCCUUUGGAAGCACGACACCUGCACUUGGAACUUCAUCAACUCCUACAUUUGGUAAUUCAUCAUCAGCAUUUGGGAGUUCUCCACUGUUUGGGCAAAAGCCUGCUUUUGGUGGCUUCGGAUCGAGCACUCCUCAACCAAGUUCUUUUGGAAGCUCCUUUCAGCAAUCCCAACCAGCAUUUGGGAGCAACUUAUUUGGUUCGUCCCCUCCAUUUGGAGCACAAAGUCAACCCGCAUUUGGUGCUCCUAGCACCUCAGCAUUUGGCCCGUCCAGCACCCCUGCAUUUGGUGCCCCAACCACACCAUCAUUUGGAGGUUCAAGUACUCCAUCCUUUGGCACAACAGCAAGCACGAAUUUUGGUAGCACUGGUAGUCCAUUUGGCAUUUCAACUGCCCCUAUUUUUGGUUCAACCACACCUGCAUUUACUUCCAGUGCACCUGUGUUUGGAACCACUCCUACCUUUGGCACUACCCCCACUCCUGCCUUUGGCACUACAACCACUUCUCCCUUUGGCUCUACAACAACCCCGCCCUUUGGUAAUACGAGUACUCCUUUCAAUAUUGGAUCUACACCAGCCUUUGGCCAAUCAUUAUCUGCUUUUAGUAGCAGUCCUUUCAAUACAGCACCAACAUCCUUUGCCACUCAAAGUUCUGCAUUUGGUGUUUCAUCUUCAACUCCACCUUUCGGGGCUCCUGGUUUUGCAGGACAACCCCGGGGAACUAGAGUGGCUCCUUACCAACCUACGCCUGAGACAGAUAGCGGCUCAACAACUACUGGAAAGAUGGAGUCCAUUUCUGCAAUGCCAGUGUAUAAAGAGAAAAGCCAUGAGGAACUUAGAUUUGAGGACUACCAGUCGGGAGAUAAAGGAGGGCCUGCUCGAGCUCCACAGUCUAUUGGCGCAAACAGCCUUGGUCAGACAUCUUCCAAUCCAUUUUCAUCCACUUCACCUAAUCCAUUUGCCCCAAAACCUCCAUUUGGAGUCUCAACAACUACAGCAGCUAGUUCACCAUUUGGAACGACGGCUACACCGAAUCCAUUUGGGUCAACAUCAGUGACAACUCCAUUUGGUUCGAGUCCAUCACUUGUAUCGAAUACCCCUCCCAUCUUUGGAACAUCUCCUUUUGGACAAUCAACAUCAGCUCAAGCAACAACACCAACACUUGUUUCUAGCUUAGCUUUCAACACUCAGUCAACACCAUUAUUUCCGUCAACCACACCUUCACAUGGGCAGACAGGGAUAUUUGGACAGACUUCCUCAUCCAUUGGGCAGAGUACACCUUUUGGUCAAUCAAAUAUAUUUAGCACCCCAUCUACUAGUUUGGGUGGGAACUUAUUUACUAGCACUUCGUCAGUGCAAAACACAACAAAUCCUAUAGGAUUGGGUCAAACAACAUCCUCGUUUUCAACACUUUUUCAACCAGCUCAGACCCCUCAGAACAAUAUGUUUAAUAAUAUUGGCCAAACACAAGGAGCUGCUUCAAAUAGCUUUUUGGUGACAAAUAUGUUUGGCCAGAACAAUUUUCAGCCGCCAACCACUCAAAGCUCAUUGGUUUUACAACCAGCACCUGUGAGUAAUCCUUUUGGAACCUUGCCUGCGAUGCCACAAAUGUCAAUUGGCCGGACAGGCAAUUCUCCUUCUAUACAGUAUGGGAUCUCUAAUCUCCCAGUUAUUGACAAACCUGCUCCUGUCAGGAUAUCGUCAUUAUUGACAUCAAGACACCUUUCUCAGAGACGGUCCAGGUUGCAUGCAAGGAAUUAUCAUCCAAAACCCGAAUGGCAUAAGGUGGCAUUCUUUACUGACGAGGAAGAGACAACUAGCACACCAAAGGCAGAUGCUUUUUUUGUUCCCCGGGAAAAUCCAAGAGCUUUGGUAAUUCAUCCAUUGGAGACAUGGCCCUCCAGAGCAAGUCCGAGGAAACCAUUUUCUACAACAGAAGAGAACAGCAAAGUUGUUGAAGAUGCAUCUGCUCCUCUACCUAAUGGAGUCUCUAAGGGUGAUAAAGAAAAUGGUUUUACUGAAAACGGUAGCUCUAAGGAAACUAUCCCACCUCCUAAAGCUAACCAAAAACCCAACGGUGUCCAGAAGGGAGGCUCUUCGGUUACACUUAAUGGGCACCGCGCUGGUGAAGCUGCAAUUGUUUAUGAACAUGGGGCUGACAUUGAGGCAUUAAUGCCAAAGUUAAGGCACCCCGAUUACUAUACUGUGCCUCAGAUCCAAGAGCUGGCAGCCAAGGAAAGGGCCGAACCUGGAUUCAUCUGCCAUGUCAGCAAUUUUGUCGUGGGAAGGCACGGAUUUGGCUGCAUAAGAUUCAUAGGGGAGACCGAUGUGCGAAGGCUCGAUCUGGAGUCCAUUGUCCAAUUCAACAACCGAGAGGUGAUCGUUUACAUGGACGAGAGCAAGAAACCGCCCGUGGGACAAGGUCUCAACAAACCUGCUGAGGUCACACUCCUCAACAUAAAAUGUGUCGACAAGAAGACUGGUCAGAGCUACACCGAUGGGCCUAGAGUUGACAAGUACAAAGAGAUGCUCAAGAGAAAAGCAGAGGAUCAAGGUGCCGAGUUCGUGUCCUAUGACCCACUCAAAGGAGAAUGGAAGUUCAGGGUUAAACAUUUCAGCAAGUACUGUCUCCAAGAUGAUGAAUGAAUGAAUGAACGCCGAUGAUCAGAAGCCAGACGAAACCAACUACUACUACUCAUCAUCUUUCUAAGUUUGUGCAAAUAUUUUUCUUUUUUCUUUUUUUGGGUGUGUGCUUAAAGUUUAUAGUAGUAUUGUGUGUCUUUUUCUGUAUACGAGGGAUGUGUCUGUAUCAGCCACUUUCAUCUGCAGGCGUCACUUGAAAACUGUUAUAGAAAUUUGCUGGUUUUAUGGUCUGCUUUUGCUGGUCUCCUCUUAUGUGCCUCCAUCAAAGCAUCCCUAAAAACUCACCUUGUUAUUGAUUUUGUUCAAUGGCAUGUUUUAGAAUUUGUAUCUUAAAUCCGAGUUAGCUCAAAUUC
Cuscuta campestris is the source of this 3482-nucleotide messenger RNA. The record is from the annotation of a GenBank genome assembly. NCBI's taxonomy places the organism in Eukaryota, Viridiplantae, Streptophyta, Magnoliopsida, Solanales, Convolvulaceae.